UUUGCGUAGUCAGCAAUGACCGCUCUUUGGUAGUCGGCGCAGUUGAUUCACGUCAAAAUUUAAUAUUUUUUUGGAAGAAGAAAAGUUCUUAAAAAUUGUGAAGAAGAAAUUCCUGCAAGAUGGGCAAUACGGAUACCAAAUUGGUCUUCAGGAAGGCAAUUGUGCAGCUAACAACAAAGAAUCAGAAAAUUGACGCAACCGAUGAUGCGUUCUGGGAUCAAUUUUGGUCGGAGCACAGCACAAAUGUUCAGGAUGUUUUUGCCUUGGUGCCACCAAAUGAGAUACGAACACUGCGGCAGGAUAAUCCCACGAAUCUCGCUACACUCCUGUACAAAGCCACUGAGCGUCUGGUGCGAGCAGUGGAUAACAGCUGUCGCACCCAAGCAGAGCAGCAGAUUGUCCUGAAUUGCGUACGUCUCCUACAGCGAAUUCUUCCGUAUAUUUUUGAGGACAGUGAAUGGAAGAACUUCUUCUGGUCACAACUGCCAUCCGGCAAUGCGGGUGAUGACACAUCAACGCCACUGGCACAGAGUCUCCUCAAUGCAAUAUGCGACUUGCUGUUCUGCCCAGAUUUUACAGUGGUGGCAACUCGUCGUGCUGGACCGGAUAAAGCGGAAGAGUUGACAAAUAUUGAUAGUUGCGAGUACAUUUGGGAAGCUGGAGUGGGAUUUGCUCAAUCUCCGCCCAAGCAUUCGCACAUGGAGUCACGCAGGACGGAAUUGCUGAAGCUCCUCCUGACGUGCUUCAGUGAGACCAUGUACCGUGCCCCAAGUACGAGUGAGGAGCCCAAUAAGUGGAUUGCUCACUUCACAAGUGCUGAAAAUCGCCAUGCACUGCCACUCUUCACGUCCCUCCUCAACACGGUGUGCGCGUAUGAUCCUGUGGGCUUUGGGGUGCCGUACAAUCAUCUCCUGUUUACGGAUUCAAUGGAACCCCUGGUGGAGGUUUGCCUGCAGAUGCUGAUUGUUACCCUGGAUCACGAUAUGACGCUCAAUAGCCCAACAACAGCGGCCUACGAUGAGACAACACUCGGGGAUAAUCUCUUUAUUAAUUACCUGAGUCGCGUACAUCGUGAUGAGGAUUUUGACUUUAUUCUCCGGGGGAUUACGCGUCUCCUCAAUAAUCCCCUCGUUCAGAGCUACUUACCAAAUUCCACGAAACGCCUCCAUUGCCAUCAGGAGCUUCUUGUUUUCUUCUGGAAGAUUUGUGACUACAACAAAAAGUUCCUGUACUUUGUGCUGAAGAGCAGCGAUGUCCUCGAUGUCCUCGUGCCCAUCCUGUAUCAUCUCAAUGACUCAAGAGCUGAUCAAUCUCGUGUUGGUUUGAUGCACAUCGGAGUGUUUAUUCUGCUCCUUCUCUCGGGUGAAAGGAAUUUCGGAGUGCGCCUCAAUAAACCCUACACAGCCACUGUCCCAAUGGACAUUCCCGUCUUCACUGGAACCCAUGCAGAUCUCCUUGUUACCGUAUUUCACAAAAUAAUCGCAACGGGGCACCAGAGAUUGCAACCACUCUUCGAUUGCCUCCUCACGAUCCUCGUGAAUGUGUCUCCCUACCUCAAGACACUCUCAAUGGUGGCAAGUAUAAAGCUCCUGCACCUCCUGGAGGCCUUUAGUACACCGUGGUUCCUCUACUCAGCCCCGGAUAAUCAUCAUUUAGUCUUCUUCCUCCUGGAGAUCUUCAAUAACAUCAUUCAGUACCAAUUUGAUGGGAAUUCCAAUCUUGUCUACACAAUCAUACGGAAGCGUCAUGUUUUUCAUGCCUUGGCUAAUUUGCCAUCAGACAUGAGUGGGAUAUCGCGAUGCUUGAGCAACCGGAAGGUACCACGACGUGCUGCCCCAGCGGCUAUUGUGGCAACAAAGGCACCACCACAGGAUGCCGAUGAGGAGGAUGAAGGAGAAUCAGAGGAGGACAAUAAGAGUGACACAAUUGUCGAAGAGGAAUCAAUGGAGGGUUCCAAACCAGCUCAACCCGCUGAACCGGGUACCCUGAAAGUAUCUCUCCUCGAUACUCCAGCCCUUGGUCAGAUGACUGAACGUGAAUCAGCUCACAUGAGUUCAUCGCAAUCCCAGGAAGCACCACCCCUGUGCGAUAUAUCCAGCACACUGUCCACUCUAUCGUGUGAGGAUGAAAAGAGUGAGGUAUCCUCCACAAAGAGUCAAACAACUUCGCCAGCAACAAGCCCCAAAGGCCCAGCUCCUGCCCUAAAACGUGCUGUAGCACAACGUGGGAGUAUCCGGGUUACGGCAACAAGUGGUGCGGGAUCAGCUGCUCAUGUGUGGACCCCAACACCUGAAUGGGUGGCAUCGUGGCGAGCAAAGUUGCCACUGCAGACAAUAAUGCGCCUCCUGCAGGUGUUAGUGCCGCAAGUGGAGAAAAUUUGCAUCGACAAAGGCCUCACGGAUGAGUCGGAGAUCCUGAAAUUCCUCCAACAUGGAACACUCGUUGGCCUCCUUCCGGUGCCACAUCCAAUCCUCAUAAGGAAGUACCAAGCAAAUAGUGGGACAACAGCCUGGUUCAGGACAUACAUGUGGGGCGUAAUCUACCUCAGAAAUAUCGAACCGGCCAUUUGGUACGACACUGAUGUGAAGCUGUUUGAAAUUCAGAGAGUCUAAAGGAGAAGGGAGGGAAAUCAGUCAAUUGGUGGAUUUUCUUGAAUUUUCCAAUGGCAGCAGAUCCAUUCUAUUCUAUUUAUUCUUUUGUAGUUUCUUUAUUUUAUUUUUUUAUUAGUUCUCAAUUUUUUAAUCCUUUGUUGUGAUAUUUUUAAGAGAAUUAUUUUACAAUUUUUCCUUUCCGUUCUAUUUACUAUUUAAAGUGCUUUAAAUGUGCAAGAGAUUGAUUUUUUUCUAGAAAUUAUUUACAUUUUUUUUUUGUAUUUAUAAAGCACCUUUAUUUUUAUUUUUCUUUCAAUUUAAUUCUCUUUUCUGAUUCUUUCAAUAAAACUAACAUUCCACAAAAUGCGAAAAUUUUUCAAUUGGAAAUGUUUUGUACUUAUUUUGGAGCCAGACCAAAAUUAUCAUAACAAUAUCAAAUAAUAAGAUUUAAAAAAAGAAAUCUUUAGCUUAUAUACUUCUACUAUAUAAAGAAAAUGCUUAAAAUUGUGCAUAUGUAAUGUAAUUAAUAAAAUAAUAUAUUUAAAAAAAAAGAAAAAUAAACGGCACUGCACCAAAAUAAAAA
Molecule: messenger RNA, 3174 nt
Organism: Lutzomyia longipalpis
Lineage: Eukaryota; Metazoa; Arthropoda; Insecta; Diptera; Psychodidae
Product: protein HID1
Exons: 6
Coding region: 120-2612 (830 amino acids)
Cellular component (GO): Golgi trans cisterna; membrane; Golgi medial cisterna
Source: RefSeq, a predicted model, not a curated record